Molecule: messenger RNA, 1864 nt
Organism: Acomys russatus (golden spiny mouse)
Lineage: Eukaryota; Metazoa; Chordata; Mammalia; Rodentia; Muridae
Gene: Mvb12a
Product: multivesicular body subunit 12A
Exons: 9
Coding region: 52-867 (271 amino acids)
Biological process (GO): receptor catabolic process; regulation of epidermal growth factor receptor signaling pathway; virus maturation
Cellular component (GO): cytosol; ESCRT I complex
Source: RefSeq, a predicted model, not a curated record
CGCUUCCGGGCUCUCGGAGGGCGUUAGCUGCCUUCUGAGUUCCCAGGAAGGAUGGAUCCCGGGGCAGACGCGGCGCCGCUGGUCGGCCUGGUCUGGUCGUCGGCCUCGGCGCCGCCGCCGCCAGGUUUCACCGCGAUCACCUGCACCGUGGAGGGCGCGACCGCCAACUUUGGCCGCGGUUUCGCGCAGAAGGCCGGCUACUACCUGUGCCUGAGCUCCCUGAGCAGCCUGGAGAACCCUCAGGACAAUGUGGUAGUGGACAUGCAGAUCGUGAUGGACAAGGGCCCCCUGCCCCCAGGCUUCUCCACAGUCAACGACCCUCUGGAUACCAAGGCCUCUGUGUCCAAGAAGAAACGCAUGUGUGUGAGGCUGAUGGCCCUGGGGGCAGCUGACAUGGUCGUGUGUGAUGUGAAGUUGAGUGGGAAGACCAAGACAGUGCCGGGAUACCUGCGAGUGGGGGACAUGGGUGGUUUCGCCAUCUGGUGCAAGAAAUCCAAGGCCCCCAGGCCGGUGCCCAAGCCCCGCACUCUCACCCAGGACAUGCGAGGCCUGUCACUAGACCCACCCAGGCAGCCCAGCAAAGCCAGCCACCCUGAGCGGACGCUGUCCAGGCUGGGCUCUCGGGCGUCCACUCUGCGGAGGAAUGACUCCAUCUAUGAGGCAUCCAGUCUCUACGGCAUCUCAGCCAUGGAUGGGGUUCCCUUCACACUGCACCCGAGAUUCGAGGGCAAAAGCUGCGGGCCUUUGAACUUGUCUGCCUUUGGGGACCUGACGAUUAAGUCACUUGCGGACAUUGAAAAGGAGUAUAACUAUGGCUUCGUGGUGGAGAAGACAGCAGCUGCUCGCCUGCCCCCCAGCGUCUCUUAGUCGCAGCCUCAGGUGCCACCAGGACUCCAGCAACCGCACUGACAGACUUUGCUGAUUGACACCCGGCUUCUCAGCCCGCCUGCUUGGAGACAGGGUCUCCUGCAUGGCGGGGCAGGGGCGGCCUGGGCAGUGUGACACCUUCUCUUCUCAGAAGUCUGUCUAGAGGCUGAGCAUGUUGCCAGCACUAAAUACUACUUGGUACCCACUGUGUGGUGUCUUUUAUUUUCUUUUUAAGAUUUAUUUUGUAUUAUAUGAGUGAGUGUGGGUGUGUUGUCCAUCUGUCUGUCCGUCUGUCUGUCUGUCUGCUGAUGCUCUUGGAGGCCAGAAGAAAGCACUGGAUUCUCUGGAGCUGGAAUCCCAGGUGAUUGUGAGUUCCCUGAUACGGGUGCUGGGGACUGAACUCAGCUUCCCUGUACGGCCUUUAUGCUGUUUAUGAGGCAUGAUCUUGUGUAGCCCAGGCUGGCCACUGCAUAGCCUAGGGUAAAGCUCUGGUCCUCCAGGUAUGCUCUGCGACACCUUGUUUAUGUGGUGCUAGGCAUGAAGGCUAAGGAUUUGUGCAUGCUAGGCUUGCACUCUGACACCCCAGCCGCAGCCUCGGCUUUAUUUGCUUGUCUGGGAAGGGGCACUCUUGAGUGUCCUGUGUGAAGGUCCAAGGACAGUUUACAGGAGUCAAUUCCCUCAUGUCGUGUGACCAUCUCUGCGGUAAAUCUCCAUCCUACAGUGAAGGUCCUUAAAGGAGGAAGGAAACAACUCAGUCACCUCAGGAAGUCCCUAAAACUGACCAGGUGCAUUAUGCCUGGCCCUCCCCAAGCAUGUCUAAGCAGUAGUGACUGCUGAGAGUCGCUGCCUGCGGGCUGUGCAGUGAGCUCCAGGUCCUCAGCUGUGUGAGCUGUCACCCAUGCCAGGGUGGGCUGUGGGGAUGCGGCUGCCUUUGAGCCAUUUCUGCUCCUGUAAGCAACCCCAAUAAAACUCAGUGGUUCACCAAGUUGAUGUUGGU